UCCAUAUGAUCUAAUUAUUCACUUUUAUUACGUUUUCCUCUCAAAUUUCUCGGCAAGAAUUUAGGGUUUCAAUAUGUCCUGUCACUGAAUUCGAACAUUGGGUGUGUGUGGUACAGACGAGACGCGCACUUUGGGAAUUGAAGUCAUGGCUUCGAUGUUCCUUAAUGCGCCCUGCAAUGUUGGGGCAAUUAAGCAUUUUGAUUGCAAGAACUAUGUUGGACUGAGGGCAUCAUCGAAUCAGAAGUUAGAUUGUGUUGGGCACACAAUCAAGGCGCCUCCACGACGUCGUUUUAUUGUAAGAGCCAGCGAAAGGAGGGAUGAAUCCAUAAAAAAAAUGGGAUUGACUGAUCAAGAGUGUGAAGCUGCGGUUGUGGCCGGAAAUGUGCCGGAAGCUCCUCCCGCGCCUCCCAAGCCGGCGGCGCCAGCUGGAACUCCGUCGGUUCCUUUUCUUCCACUUAAUCGACGCCCUCGUCGUAAUCGAAGGUCGCCUGUAUUGAGAGCAUCAUUCCAGGAAACAAAUUUAUCUCCUGCAAAUUUUGUCUAUCCACUCUUUAUUCAUGAAGGUGAAGAGGACACCCCUAUUGGAGCCAUGCCUGGAUGUUAUAGGCUAGGAUGGAGACAUGGACUGCUGGAGGAGGUUGCAAAGGCCCGGGAUGUUGGUGUAAACAGUGUUGUGCUCUUUCCUAAAGUUCCAGAUGCCUUGAAGUCUCCCACAGGAGAUGAAGCAUUCAAUGACAAUGGUUUAGUGCCCCGGACAAUUCGAUUGCUCAAAGACAGAUACCCUGAUCUUGUUAUCUACACUGAUGUUGCUUUAGAUCCGUAUUCCUCUGAUGGGCAUGAUGGUAUUGUCAGAGAAGAUGGAGUCAUAAUGAAUGAUGAGACAGUGCAUCAAUUAUGUAAACAAGCUGUUGCUCAGGCUAAGGCAGGAGCAGAUGUUGUUAGUCCCAGUGACAUGAUGGAUGGUCGUGUAGGAGCAAUUCGAGCAGCUCUUGAUGCUGAAGGCUUUCAACAUGUGUCUAUCAUGUCCUAUACAGCAAAGUAUGCAAGUGCAUUUUAUGGUCCAUUCCGAGAAGCAUUGGACUCAAAUCCACGCUUUGGAGACAAAAAAACUUAUCAGAUGAACCCAGCGAAUUACAGAGAGGCUCUGACUGAGGUCCGUGAAGAUGAGUCUGAAGGAGCUGAUAUCCUUUUGGUGAAACCUGGUCUGCCUUACUUGGAUGUCAUAAGGCUGCUUCGGGAUAACUCGUCAUUGCCAAUUGCUGCAUAUCAGGUUUCUGGUGAAUACUCGAUGAUCAAGGCUGGUGCUGUUCUCAAAAUGAUUGAUGAAGAAAAAGUCAUGAUGGAGUCACUGAUGUGUCUUCGACGGGCUGGUGCAGACAUCAUCCUCACGUAUUUUGCACUACAAGCUGCUCGAUGUUUAUGCGGUGAGAAGAGGUGAGAGAUUGUUUGAAGUGUAGAAUCUGCUAAAAUAAAAUGUGUGGCUUUGAAGGUGCUACAAUGAGUAAGAAUACAUUUAGUAGGGAGCGAGAACAUAUUUUUUGCAGUUGUAUCAUCGACAAUAAGGUUAAAGUUGAAUUAUGUGGUAUGAUGGUUUUUAUCAAAAGAUGAUACCCUUGCUUCGCCAUA
Molecule: messenger RNA, 1626 nt
Organism: Vitis riparia (riverbank grape)
Lineage: Eukaryota; Viridiplantae; Streptophyta; Magnoliopsida; Vitales; Vitaceae
Product: delta-aminolevulinic acid dehydratase, chloroplastic
Exons: 12
Coding region: 146-1438 (430 amino acids)
Biological process (GO): heme biosynthetic process
Cellular component (GO): cytosol
Molecular function (GO): porphobilinogen synthase activity; zinc ion binding
Source: RefSeq, a predicted model, not a curated record